AUGAACGACAGUAAAAAUAGAGAAGAUAUUAGACUGAUUUGGUUUGAUUCCAGUACUCGUUUAUGUAAAGAUACGGAAAAAAUCUUACGACAACUUCGACUUGUUAAUGAUUAUGUUAUUCUCUGUUCUGACCUCGAAGAAUGUAUUAGACGCGUUGAACUGAUUAAUAAAGAAACGGUCUUUUUAAUUACGUCGGGGGCAAAAGCUUCACAAAUUUUACCUCGAAUAUCUUCUUUCCGUCAAGUUGAUUCAGUUUUUAUUUUCAAUCAGGAGAAAACUCCAUGCGAAGAUGUAUUAACUGAAUAUUCAAAUAUUAUUGGUGUUUAUCUUAAUCUUGAGAAUUUAUGUAAAUCAAUUAAAGAAUAA
Rotaria socialis is the source of this 366-nucleotide messenger RNA. The record is from the annotation of a GenBank genome assembly. Lineage: Eukaryota; Metazoa; Rotifera; Eurotatoria; Philodinida; Philodinidae.